Conger conger (European conger) is the source of this 2721-nucleotide messenger RNA. RefSeq lists its product as uncharacterized. Lineage: Eukaryota; Metazoa; Chordata; Actinopteri; Anguilliformes; Congridae. Bases 138 to 2258 code for a protein of 706 amino acids. Gene Ontology annotation, molecular function: calcium ion binding. The transcript has 9 exons. The record is from RefSeq and is a predicted model, not a curated record.
UGUCGCGAUGCGUUUCACGUGUAGCUUUAAUUGGGCUCCUGAGGAAAGGGUGGCUUCGGCUUGCAGAGUUGAACUAUACGGAUAAUAGUUUGGAGUUUUCCUUAGCUGACGGUCUAAAUAAUAUUAUCAAGCUAAAAAUGUCACAAAAGAAUUUCCUGCUCGCAAUUACAUCUACAUUUGUUCUCAUAUGUAGUAUAACCACAGCCAAUUCUGAAAUACCGGUAAAAGCAACGGAUGCUGCAUACAAUUCACCAGCUCCGGGCCGGUCCAGCCGGGCGUUCCUGCGUCUGCGGAGCUGCCACCGCGUGCUCCGCGGGGAGAGCGGAGACUUCUUCUCUCCGGACUUCCUGUGCUCCAACCCGCCGCUCUGGUGCAACUGGACGGUGGCGGCGCCGGCCGGCUCCCGCAUCCGGCUGCACCUGCAGGACUACACCCCGGCCGAGGCGUGCCACCUGAAGCGGGACCAGGUGCACCUGGACGAGGCGCCGGGCUCCGGGCGGCACCGCACGCUGGAGCGCUGCUGGGGCGACGCCGUGUACACGUCCGACUCCAGCGUCCUGCACGUGGUGCUGCUCAUCGACGCCGGGCUGGAGCCCACCUACCGCGGCUUCCACGCCCGCUACCACACCUUCGGCCUGCCCCAGACCCCGGCCCCGGCCCUGCCCCAGACCCCGGCCCCGGCCCCCACGCCGGGGAAUAACCUGCACUGGGCCGGGGGAGCGGGGGAGGACCCGUUCAGCGUGAGCGGGGAGGAGCAGGCCCAGAUGGACGCAGGUCUGACGGGGAGCGCUGGGGCCACGCCCGCUCCGUCGCUGAAGGGGGGCGGCGUUCCCAAACCCGCUUCAGCGGAGAGAACCGCUCCCGAAGGACGGGCCGGCUCUGACUCCGCUUCUCCCACCCGACCCAGAGAGGCCGAGGCCCCGGGGGUCACGGAGGAGGGGCCCCCCCAGCCUGAACGGGGCCCUGAGGACCCUCGUGUUGGGGGCCCUGAGGACCCUCGUGUUGAGGGCCCCUCUGAUGACCCGGGCGUUUCCAACCGUCCCGCGAACGAUGGUCCGUCUAACCAGAUUCCCGCCGAAGCCGCCGGGCCCCCCGUCCAGGCUCCUCCGCCCCCCGACGCCACGUCGCCUGCCCCCCCGGCGGCCGACCCUCCGGCCAAAACCCCUCCGGAAUCCCGGGAGCCGGAGCCGGACGAGAACAAUGCCUCCGAGCCGGGAUCCCAGAGCACCAGGAAGCCCCGGGAAGGCGGGGGAGAGGGGGGGGGAGAGGGCGGCGGUCCCGGACGACCCCGCGCUCACAGCGUCCACGCCGACGUCACGCCCCCCCCGGGCCCCCCAGUGCUGCGAGAGGAAGCUGAUGUGGUCCGGUGGUUCAGGAACAGCAGCACAAUCGCAUCCUUACCUGGAGAGAAGUUGUUCGAGGUGACGGUCGAAGUCCGUUUGACCCCCGGAGUGACCGAGAACUGGGACCACGUCGUGCGUUCAGUGAUGUCAUCCGUACAGGCCAUGAUCCAGAACGCGCUGCGGGCUCACGUGGUCCCUAAAACCAUCUCCUCCGUCAGGAUUAAAAGGUUGAGCGCGGGCGUUCUCUUCAUCUUCUGGCUGCACUUUGGCGACGUGCUGGACCCCCUGCAGGUGCACAGGAUCCUGCUCAUGGCCCUGCCGCCGCUGCAGUCCCGCAAGGUCAACAGCAGGGGGCGCCAGAACCAGCCCACCAUCGCCCUCGUCUCCUCUGAAGACGUGAACGAGUGCGGGACGCAGCUGGUGCUGUGCGACGUGAACGCCGUGUGUCUGAACCGCUUCGGCUCCUACGCCUGCCGCUGCCGGGCCGGCUUCCAGGACCGGUCCCGUCUGGGCUCGGGCGGGACGCUGUGCGUGGGCCCCGCAGGAACAGGCCCCUCCCAGCCGCGUCCGGGCCCCGGCCCCGCCCUGCUGCACUUCCUGUACGGGCUGUGCUUCCUGCUGGCCGCGCUGGUCCUGGUGCUGCUGGGCGUGGUGGGCGCGCUGUACCGGCGGCACCACCGGGGGGCGUUCCCCGUGCCCUGCUACGCCCGCCACAGCGCCGGCUCUGCGGCCUCGCCCCGCAACGGCGCCGCCCGGCCCCCCCCGCCCCCCCCGCCCGUCCGCCGGCCCAAAGACGGCUGGGGCGGCCCCCGGGACAAGUGCCCCUCCGCCGACCUGCCCCUGCUCAAAUUCGCCCCGCUGCCCCCUCCCGACGCCCCGCAGAGCGGGGAGCAGGAGGGGGGCGACAAGCUCUAGCCCGGCGCGGCCCGGAACCUUCCGUCUGCCAGCGACGACUCCUCUCUUAUUCCUGUCUUUUUUCACUUCUUUCUCUUUUAUUUUUCUCUGUUUUUCUUUCCCUGCUCCAGGGUUUAUUUUGGUUCAGUCCCUUGGCUUCCCUCUCUCUCUGUUGAAUUUGGAUGUUAAUGUGAAAUCAAAGUUUUUUUUUUUUGGUUUCUUUUCUUUCAAAGCAAACCCAUGACACUACGGUCAAUAUUCAUAUUUUGAGCAAUGUUUUUUUUUAUUUUGUUUUAUUCAUCAGGAGAUUUACUGCAGCUAAAAAGCAACUGAUGACAAUGGCGAUGUUGUUUUGUACAAGUGCCAGCUUUUGGAGUUGUUCAGGAUGAAGUGUUGGAGUUGUUAUGAAGUGAGUCCCGGGUGCUUUACUAAGUCCCGCCACAAGGGGGCAGUGUCGACUGCACAAACGUACCAAUGAAUUCAC